GAGGGGAGGGAGGGAGAGAGGGAGGGAGAGAGACAGGGUGAGGGAGAGACAGCGAGAGCGAGAGAGCGAGAAGGGUGGCAGAGGAGGCGCGGAGCGGGCGGCGGCGGCGGCGGCCCGAGGAAGAGGAGGAGGAAGAGCAGGCGGAGACGCGGCGCCCGGAGCCGGCCGGACCGAGCCGGGGGCGGGCGAGGAGGGGCGCGGCGGCCGCGGCGGAAGGGGGGGCGCUCUGCGGAUGGCCAGGCCCGGCCCGCGGGGGGGGUGAGGUCCUCGGCCCUCCCGCCCUCCCCCCCGGUCCCCGCCCGCCCCCUCCCCGGGCCCGCUCGCCCUCCGGGGCGGUGGGGCAUGGCCUGAGGGUCCCCCGUCUCCGGGGGGGUGGGGGGUGGGGGGAGGGGGGAGGGGCCGCGGGCGCCGCCGACCGGGACUCAGCAGCCCCGCCAGGCAGCCGCCUGUGAUGCUGCCGUCCCCCGUCGCCCCGUGGCCCCACGAUGACCCACAGCCCCGCGACAAGCGAGGACGAGGAACGCCACAGUGCCAGCGAGUGUCCCGAGGGGGGCUCAGAGUCCGACAGCUCCCCAGACGGGCCAGGUCGAGGCCCCCGGGGGACCCGGGGUCAGGGCAGUGGGGCACCUGGUAGCCUGGCCUCUGUUAGAGGCCUCCAGGGCCGCUCAAUGUCCGUCCCAGACGACGCCCACUUCAGCAUGAUGGUCUUCAGGAUUGGCAUCCCGGACCUGCACCAGACAAAAUGCCUGCGCUUCAACCCCGAUGCCACCAUCUGGACGGCCAAGCAGCAGGUGCUCUGUGCCCUGAGCGAGAGCCUGCAGGAUGUGCUCAACUAUGGCCUGUUCCAACCGGCCACCUCAGGCCGUGAUGCCAACUUCCUGGAGGAGGAGAGGCUGCUGCGGGAGUACCCCCAGUCCUUUGAGAAGGGGGUCCCCUACCUGGAGUUCCGAUACAAGACCCGAGUUUACAAACAGACCAACCUGGAUGAGAAGCAGCUGGCCAAGUUGCACACGAAGACGGGGUUGAAGAAGUUCCUGGAGUAUGUGCAGCUCGGGACAUCUGACAAGGUGGCGCGGCUGCUGGACAAGGGGCUGGACCCCAAUUACCAUGACUCGGAUUCGGGAGAGACCCCCUUGACACUGGCGGCCCAGACCGAAGGCUCUGUAGAGGUGAUUCGAACCCUGUGCCUGGGCGGGGCCCACAUUGACUUCCGGGCCCGGGAUGGCAUGACCGCACUGCAUAAGGCCGCAUGCGCCCGACACUGCCUGGCACUCACGGCGCUCCUGGACCUUGGGGGUUCCCCCAACUACAAGGACCGUCGGGGGCUGACCCCUCUGUUCCACACGGCCAUGGUGGGUGGUGACCCCCGAUGCUGCGAGCUGCUCCUGUUCAACAGGGCCCAGCUGGGCAUAGCUGAUGAGAACGGCUGGCAGGAAAUCCACCAGGCCUGCCAGCGGGGUCACUCUCAGCACCUGGAGCAUCUGCUUUUCUACGGGGCUGAGCCUGGAGCCCAGAACGCCUCGGGGAACACGGCUCUGCACAUCUGCGCCCUCUACAACAAGGAGACCUGUGCCAGGAUCCUCCUGUAUCGAGGUGCCGACAAGGAUGUGAAGAAUAACAACGGACAGACCCCCUUCCAGGUGGCAGUGAUUGCUGGGAAUUUUGAGCUGGGGGAGCUGAUCCGAAACCACCGAGAACAGGAUGUGGUGCCCUUCCAGGAGUCCCCCAAGUAUGCGGCCCGGCGACGGGGGCCCCCAGGCACAGGGCUGACGGUGCCCCCGGCGCUGCUGCGGGCCAACAGUGACACCAGCAUGGCGCUGCCCGACUGGAUGGUGUUCUCCGCCCCGGGGGCCGCGUCCUCUGGGGCCCCUGGCCCUACCUCAGGGUCCCAGGGCCAGUCGCAGCCCUCGGCCCCCACCACCAAGCUCAGCAGCGGGACCCUCCGAAGUGCCAGCAGCCCCCGGGGUGCCAGGGCCCGCUCUCCAUCCCGAGGGAGGCACCCUGAGGACGCCAAGAGGCAGCCCCGCGGCCGGCCCAGCUCCAGCGGGACACCCCGGGAAGGGCCAGCCGGGGGCACGGGGGGCUCAGGGGGCCCCGGGGGCUCCCUGGGCAGCCGCGGGAGGCGGAGGAAGCUCUACUCAGCGGUACCCGGACGCUCCUUCAUGGCUGUGAAGUCCUACCAGGCCCAAGCCGAGGGGGAGAUCUCCCUGAGCAAGGGCGAGAAGAUCAAAGUACUUAGCAUCGGGGAAGGAGGCUUCUGGGAAGGCCAGGUCAAAGGUCGUGUUGGCUGGUUCCCCUCUGACUGCCUGGAAGAAGUGGCGAAUCGCUCUCAGGAGAGCAAGCAAGAAAGCCGCAGUGACAAGGCAAAGAGACUCUUCCGGCAUUAUACCGUGGGCUCCUACGACAGCUUUGAUGCCCCAAGCUUAAUGGAUGGGAUUGGCCCAGGGAGCGAUUACAUCAUUAAGGAGAAGACAGUCUUGCUGCAGAAGAAGGACAGUGAGGGGUUUGGGUUCGUGCUCCGGGGGGCCAAGGCGCAGACCCCCAUCGAGGAGUUCACCCCCACCCCGGCCUUCCCGGCGCUGCAGUACCUGGAGUCGGUGGACGAGGGUGGCGUGGCAUGGCGAGCUGGACUGCGAAUGGGAGACUUCCUCAUCGAGGUGAACGGGCAGAAUGUGGUGAAGGUCGGCCACCGACAGGUGGUGAACAUGAUCCGCCAAGGGGGCAACACGCUCAUGGUGAAGGUGGUGAUGGUCACCAGGCACCCGGACAUGGAUGAGGCAGUGCACAAGAAAGCACCCCAGCAGGCCAAGCGGCUGCCACCCCCAACCAUCUCCCUGCGUUCCAAAUCUAUGACCUCAGAGCUGGAGGAGAUGGUCUCCCCCUGGAAGAAGAAGAGUGAGUACGAGCAGCAGCCGGCGCCGGUGCCCAGCAUGGAGAAAAAGCGGACCGUGUAUCAGAUGGCUCUCAACAAACUGGACGAAAUCCUGGCCGCAGCUCAACAGACCAUCAGUGCAAGCGAGAGCCCUGGUCCCGGUGGCCUCGCGUCCCUGGGCAAACACCGACCCAAAGGUUUCUUUGCCACUGAGUCGAGCUUCGAUCCCCACCACCGUGCCCAGCCAAGUUACGAGCGUCCUUCUUUCCUGCCUCCAGGACCUGGGUUGAUGCUCCGGCAAAAAUCUAUCGGUGCGGCAGAAGAUGACAGACCUUACCUAGCACCCCCAGCCAUGAAAUUCAGCCGCAGCCUGUCUGUGCCUGGUUCGGAGGACAUUCCCCCGCCACCCACCACGUCCCCACCGGAGCCUCCCUACAGCACACCUCCAGUCCCCUCCUCCUCAGGGCGCCUCACCCCCUCCCCUCGGGGAGGGCCCUUCAACCCUGGCUCUGGUGGCCCCCUCCCCGCCUCCUCCCCUGCAUCCUUUGACGGGCCCUCCCCUCCCGACACUCGCGUGGGGAGCCGCGAGAAGAGCCUGUACCACAGUGGGCCCCUGCCCCCGGCCCACCACCACCCGCCCCACCACCACCACCACCACGCCCCGCCCCCUCAGCCCCACCACCACCACGCCCACCCCCCUCAUCCUCCUGAGAUGGAGACAGGCGGCUCUCCCGACGACCCUCCACCCCGCCUGGCUCUGGGGCCCCAGCCCAGCCUGCGAGGCUGGAGGGGCGGCGGGCCCAGCCCGACCCCGGGGGCCCCGUCCCCAUCGCACCACGGCAGCGCGGGCGGGGGCGGCGGCUCCUCCCAGGGCCCGGCUCUACGCUAUUUCCAGCUGCCCCCGCGGGCGGCCAGCGCAGCCAUGUACGUGCCCGCCCGCUCGGGCCGCGGCCGCAAGGGCCCGCUGGUCAAGCAGACCAAGGUGGAAGGCGAGCCCCAGAAGGGCGGCGGCCUCCCGCCCGCGCCGUCGCCCACGUCCCCGGCCUCCCCGCAGCCGCCGCCCGCCGUGGCCGCGCCCUCGGAGAAGAACUCCAUCCCCAUCCCCACCAUCAUCAUCAAGGCCCCGUCCACCAGUAGCAGCGGCCGCAGCAGCCAGGGCAGCAGCACCGAGGCGGAGCCCCCCACCCAGCCCGAGCCCGCGGGAGGCGGCAGCGGCGGCGGCUCCUCGCCCAGCCCUGCCCCGGCCAUGUCACCCGUGCCCCCGUCCCCCUCGCCCGUGCCCACCCCCGCCUCGCCCAGCGGCCCGGCCACGCUGGACUUCACGAGCCAGUUCGGGGCCGCCCUGGUGGGGGCGGCCCGGAGGGAGGGGGGCUGGCAGAAUGAGGCGCGCCGGCGCUCCACGCUGUUCCUGUCCACCGACGCGGGGGACGAGGACGGCGGGGACGGCGGGCUGGGCACAGGGGCGGCCCCGGGCCCGCGGCUGCGCCACUCCAAAUCCAUCGACGAGGGCAUGUUCUCCGCCGAGCCCUACCUCCGACUGGAGUCUGGGGGCAGCGGCGCGGGCUACGGCGGCUACGGGGCCGGUAGCCGAGCCUACGGGGGUGGCGGGGGCAGCAGCGCCUUCACCAGCUUCCUGCCCCCGCGACCCCUGGUGCACCCGCUGACCGGCAAGGCCCUGGAUCCCGCCUCCCCGCUGGGGCUGGCCCUGGCCGCCCGCGAGCGAGCGCUGAAGGAGUCCUCGGAGGGCGGCGGGGCCCCCCAGCCCCCUCCCAGGCCCCCAUCGCCCCGCUACGAGGCCCCGCCGCCCACCCCGCACCACCACUCGCCCCACGCCCACCACGAGCCAGUGCUGCGUCUCUGGGGGGCCUCCCCGCCGGACCCUACGCGCCGGGAGCUGGGGUACAGGGCCGGGCUGGGCAGCCAGGAGAAGUCCCUUCCCGCCAGCCCGCCCGCCGCCCGGCGUUCCCUGCUACACCGCCUGCCGCCCACCGCUCCCGGGGUGGGGCCCCUCCUGCUGCAGCUGGGGACGGAGCCCCCGGCCCCGCACCCCGGAGUGAGCAAGCCCUGGAGGUCCGCAGCCCCCGAAGAACCCGAGCGGCUGCCGCUGCACGUGCGGUUCCUUGAAAACUGCCAGCCCCGGGCCCCUGCGACGAGCGGAAGGGGUCCCCCCUCGGAGGACGGGCCGGGGGUCCCGCCGCCCAGCCCACGCCGGUCCGUGCCCCCCUCCCCGACCUCCCCGAGGGCCAGCGAAGAGAACGGGCUGCCCCUGCUGGUCCUGCCGCCUCCCGCCCCCUCGGUGGAUGUGGAAGAUGGCGAAUUCCUUUUCGUGGAACCGCUGCCUCCGCCUCUGGAAUUCUCCAACAGCUUCGAAAAGCCAGAGUCGCCCCUGACGCCUGGGCCUCCCCACCCGCUGCCCGACACACCUGCCCCGGCCACCCCGUUACCCCCUGUGCCACCCCCGGCUGUGGCCGCAGCCCCUCCCACCCUGGACUCCACCGCAUCCAGCCUGACAUCCUAUGACAGCGAGGUGGCCACCCUGACCCAGGGGGCCUCCGCCGCUCCUGGGGACCCCCCUCCACCAGGCCCGCCUGCCCCAGCAGCACCGGCUCCCGCUGCCCCACAGCCUGGCCCGGACCCUCCGCCUGGCACGGAUUCUGGCAUCGAGGAGGUGGACAGUCGGAGCAGCAGUGACCACCCACUGGAGACCAUCAGCAGCGCCUCCACGCUGAGCAGCCUAUCUGCCGAAGGUGGUGGCAGCGCAGGGGGUGGGGGCGGGGCUGGGGCCGGUGUGGCCAGUGGGCCGGAGCUUCUGGACACCUAUGUGGCCUACCUGGACGGCCAGGCCUUUGGGGGCAGCGGUACUCCCGGCCCGCCAUACCCUCCUCAGCUCAUGACUCCCUCUAAGCUCCGGGGCCGGGCGCUAGGAGCCAGCGGAGGCCUGCGGCCUGGCCCCAGCGGGGGACUCCGAGACCCUGUUACCCCCACCAGCCCCACCGUCUCGGUGACAGGGGCUGGAACCGAUGGGCUGCUGGCCCUGCGUGCUUGUUCAGGACCCCCCACGGCAGGCGUGGCUGGGGGUCCGGUGGCUGUAGAGCCAGAAGUCCCACCGGUGCCCUUGCCGACGGCCUCCUCUCUGCCUCGGAAGCUGCUGCCCUGGGAGGAGGGCCCGGGCCCACCGCCACCACCUCUGCCCGGGCCCUUGGCCCAGCCUCAGGCCUCAGCCUUGGCCACAGUAAAAGCCAGCAUCAUCAGUGAACUCAGCUCCAAGCUUCAGCAGUUUGGGGGCUCCUCGGCAGCUGGCGGCGCUCUGCCUUGGGCCCGAGGAGGCAGUGGGGGAAGCGGAGACAGCCACCACGGGGGAGCCAGCUAUGUCCCCGAGAGGACCUCCUCCCUGCAGCGGCAGAGACUCUCUGACGACUCCCAGUCCUCACUCCUCUCCAAGCCUGUCAGCAGCCUGUUUCAGAACUGGCCCAAACCACCUCUGCCACCGCUCCCCACUGGAACAGGGGUCUCCCCUACAGCCGCUGUGGCCCCAGGGGCCACCUCACCCUCAGCCUCCUCCUCCUCCACGUCCACCCGCCACCUCCAGGGUGUGGAGUUCGAGAUGCGGCCCCCUCUGCUCCGCCGGGCCCCCAGCCCCUCGCUGCUGCCUGCCUCGGAGCACAAGGUCAGCCCUGCGCCCAGGCCCUCGUCCCUGCCCAUCCUGCCUUCCGGACCCCUCUAUCCAGGCCUCUUUGACAUCCGUGGCUCCCCAACUGGAGGGGCAGGAGGCUCGGCUGACCCCUUCGCCCCAGUCUUUGUGCCGCCACACCCGGGGAUAUCCGGGGGGCUCGGGGGAGCCUUGUCAGGGGCCUCACGCUCCCUCUCACCGACCCGCCUGCUCUCGCUGCCCCCGGACAAGCCGUUUGGCGCUAAACCUCUGGGGUUCUGGACCAAGUUCGACGUGGCUGAUUGGCUGGAGUGGCUGGGUUUGGCGGAGCACCGAGCCCAGUUCCUGGACCACGAGAUCGAUGGCUCCCACCUGCCCGCCUUGACCAAGGAGGACUACGUCGAUCUAGGUGUGACCAGGGUGGGCCACCGCAUGAACAUCGACCGGGCUCUCAAAUUCUUCCUGGAGAGGUGAUGGCUGGCCUGGACGGACCAGCCCCGUCCACAGAACUCUUGAGCCUGCUGGCCUCUUGACCUCUGACCCCUGACUGUCAUUCUCUCCCCGGGCCAGGGACUCUGUUCAAACUGCGCCCUGCCCUCGUCUCCCAAGGCCAGAGGUCACCAGGUGGCCCAAUCCAGGCCGGACAUUUGCACCUCACUGAAGGGGGGCAGCUGACACAAGAGUGUGUGUGUGUGAAGUGGGGAGCGGAGGGGGCAUAGGAGAAAUUACAGAGGGGAAUUGAGAAGGAGGGAAGGGCCUAUUCUGGGGGGAGGGGAUAGACAGAGCCAUAGAGGGUCAGCCCUGAGCCCGAUUGGAUGGGGACUGUCCCCCAGGCCGCAGGGGAAGGGGGUGCCCUCGGAUUCCACCACCUGCCACCCCUCUAACAACCCUUCCCACUCUCUCCAGGCCCCUCAGCUCUUCCCCCUUCCCCUCUCCCCAGCACACACAGCUGCCCCCCUCAGCCUCUUGCACGCUCCGUUGCACGCCUGCUCACCUCUCUCCCCUCCCGUCCCCGGGCUGCAAUUUUGCACAAAUUUGCCCUCUCGCUGUCUUGCACAUUCUGCCUUUGCUUCUGGCUGGCGAGGCCUGCUCAAAUACACUCUGCUCUCCUCGCACACGCUGCAUUUCCUUUCUCACGCUCCAUGCCUCCUUCUCUGCUUCUUGCUGCUUACACACUUUUCCCCUACCAGGGCCCUCCUUUACACACUCCAUUUCACAUCUCCUCCUCCCCGCUCGCUCUGGACCCUUGUUGCAGACACACUUGGGACACAUUUUCCCUCCCCCUCACAGACUCCAUGCACAUCAUUCAUUCUCUGGAGUGCCCUGCUCUUUGCUCAGCCCUUGCACACUUGCUAUCUUAUGCACCCCUCCUGACACACUCUUACCUCCAUUUUCUUACGUUGAAGCACUUUCCCUUCUUAUUCUUAAAAACCCCAGAUUCUUCCACUCCCCAACUCUCCUCUCUCACCAUGACACUCCUAGCCCCCCCCCCACCUUCCCUCUUGCCCCUUUUGCACCGUCACUUUUGGUCACACCUUUUGCACACUUGCCUCCCAGAAACUGUUUCUCUCACAAAUGCUCAUUCUCUUCUUCUUUGCCAGGCUCCCACUCCCUUGCCCCUUUCUGUUUGAAAUCUUUGCCCUUCUGCAUUUUUGAUUCUUUUGUGAACCCUCUUGCACACUUGCUUUUGCACACGCGCCACCCCCCCAGCAUUUUCAGUGCUCUCCGGAAGCCUUGUUUCUCCCCUUUAAUAAUGUUCUUGCACACCAUGACAUGGCUGCACACCGCAUCUUGUCUUUUCUACCUGGAUGAGAGCUCUACCACUUCUUUCCUUUUGCACACUCAUCUCAUUCCAUGCACUCUUGGGCUGUAACUGUCAUUUCUUUUCCUGACACGCUUAUUUUUUAUUCCUGUUGACAAGCAGCUCUUGCGGCCAUUCUCAUUCGGAUUCUCUUACCUCCUUAAGCUCUUUCUCUUCCUGGUGAGAGAAGACCCUAUGCACACUGGCUUCCUGCUCACCAUGCUUCCACACUCGAGCCUCUCCCUGCCUCCAGCCCUCACCCUUCCUCACAUCCUCCCUCUUCUGUCUUUCCUGGGCCAUCUGUCCAUCCCUUUUGCACGAAGAUUGCCCUCUCCUAACCUGUCCACUCCAAGAAGCUCCCUCUCCCUCCAGCAUGGCUGUUCCUUCCCGCACGCUUCCUCUCUCCGCUUAUUCCCGGGGCUUGGGAAUGUUAAGCCACCCCUUCCCCUGGAAAGCCCCCUCUCCUGCUGUGGGUAAAGGGGGGAGGGCGUUGCCCUCAGUUCCCCCCCCAUGUUCAGCUGCCAAAGAAGGGAGCUCCCCCUCCUUCCCCAAGCCCAUUUCCCCUCUGCUGCCCCCUACCCCCGAGACGGGGGGGCGCUCCGUCCAUGAGGGGAGGGGGCUGCAAGCCCCCUCCCCUCACCAUGUCAGGGAUCUGCGGGGAACCUCGUGGGAGGGUCGUGGGAGGGGGGAGGGGUGGUGAGGAGAGGGGCAGAGGCCGCGCUGGACCCCUACCCGCCCCCUCCCCCUUGUCGGAUGCCCCCAGUCCGCAGGGGGCCUGCGCGGCACCCGUCUAUCAAGGGCUUGUUCAUUCUGGAUGGGUGCCGCGGGGUUGGGGAGGGUGUAGGGGGUGGGGGGAGGAGGAGAGGUCGGGGUGGGGAGUGGGGAGGGACCGAAUGCUGGGACAGCGCGGGGUGGAGAGGAGAGAAAAAGCAAAAAGAGGAACAAUAACAAAAGAAGAAAAUAUAAAAAACAGAAAAAAAAAAACACAAAACCCCUAGAACACACAAAAAAAUCCAGAAAAAAAAUCUGAAAUAAAAGCCCGAGAAUUGUCUUCCAAGGGGGGUGGGAGGGGAAGAGGAGGGGGGCGGAUGAGGACGUCUGAUUCUCGCUGAGACAGGGCUCGGCACGCGUUGAAAGCCCCGGUGCCCAGGUCUUCCCUUUCGCGGGCCUCAGUUCAUCCCUCAAGGGAUUGGGACCCAGGCGUCCACGUACAGGGACUGGAGGAAGAUUAGGGACGCGGGAUUAUAACAUGGGGGUUCAUUCCUACCCCCCAUCACCUCCCUUCCCCUGACUCCCCACCAAGAUUUUGCAGAGAGAAAUGGCUUUUGUACCAGGUCAUUCUUUAUAAUUAAACUCACAGUAUCCACCCCCUC
Messenger RNA from Gorilla gorilla gorilla (western lowland gorilla), 9695 nucleotides. It is a transcript of the gene SHANK1, whose product is annotated as SH3 and multiple ankyrin repeat domains 1. Bases 486 to 6995 code for a protein of 2169 amino acids. Gene Ontology annotation, cellular component: postsynaptic density; postsynaptic membrane; dendritic spine. The record is from RefSeq and is a predicted model, not a curated record. Gene Ontology annotation, molecular function: ionotropic glutamate receptor binding; synaptic receptor adaptor activity. The transcript is spliced from 25 exons. Lineage: Eukaryota; Metazoa; Chordata; Mammalia; Primates; Hominidae.